CAGGGAGGUGAAAUGGAAGGUGAAGCAGUCGAAGCCAUUGUGGAGGAAUCUGAAACUUUUAUUAAGGGGAAAGAGCGAAAAACCUAUCAGAGACGCCGCGAGGGAGGGCAGGAGGACGAGGCUUGCCAUAUAGCACCCAACCAGGCAGACGGAGGGGAGGUGGUGCAGGAUGUCAACAGCGGUGUGCAGAUGGUGAUGAUGGAGCAGCUGGAUCCAACUCUUCUUCAAAUGAAGACUGAAGUAAUGGAAGGUGCCGUGCCUCAGGAAACGGAGGCUACGGUGGAUGACACGCAGAUCAUAACGCUUCAGGUUGUUAAUAUGGAAGAGCAGCCUAUAAACCUUGGAGAGCUUCAGCUGGUCCAAGUACCCGUUCCAGUGACUGUACCCGUUGCCACCACAUCUGUGGAAGAACUUCAGGGAGCUUAUGAAAAUGAGGUUUCCAAAGGAGGCCUGCAGGAGGGAGAGCCCAUGAUCUGUCACACCCUGCCUUUACCAGAAGGCUUCCAGGUCGUGAAGGUGGGUGCUAACGGUGAGGUGGAGACACUGGAACAAGGGGAACUUCAGCCACAAGAAGAUCCCAAUUGGCAAAAAGAUCCAGACUAUCAGCCACCAGCCAAAAAAACAAAGAAAAACAAAAAGAGUAAGCUUCGCUACACCGAGGAAGGCAAGGAUGUGGAUGUCUCUGUGUACGACUUUGAGGAGGAGCAGCAGGAGGGUUUAUUGUCUGAGGUCAAUGCAGAGAAGGUGGUGGGCAACAUGAAGCCACCUAAACCAACAAAAAUUAAAAAGAAAGGUGUAAAGAAGACAUUCCAGUGUGAACUGUGCAGUUACACUUGUCCACGCCGUUCCAACUUGGACCGCCACAUGAAAAGCCACACUGAUGAAAGACCACACAAGUGCCAUCUCUGUGGCAGGGCAUUUCGGACAGUCACGUUACUGAGGAACCACCUCAACACUCACACAGGUACUCGCCCUCACAAGUGCCCAGACUGUGACAUGGCCUUUGUGACCAGCGGGGAGUUGGUUCGGCACCGCCGUUACAAACACACCCACGAGAAGCCCUUCAAGUGCUCCAUGUGUGACUAUGCCAGUGUGGAGGUUAGCAAAUUGAAACGCCACAUCCGUUCUCACACUGGGGAGCGUCCGUUCCAGUGCAGCUUGUGCAGCUAUGCCAGCAGGGAUACCUACAAACUGAAGAGGCACAUGAGGACCCACUCUGGAGAGAAGCCAUAUGAAUGUUACAUCUGCCAUGCUCGCUUCACUCAAAGUGGUACCAUGAAGAUGCACAUUCUGCAGAAGCACACGGAGAACGUGGCCAAAUUUCACUGUCCUCACUGUGAUACUGUUAUAGCGAGAAAGAGUGACUUGGGUGUUCAUUUGCGAAAGCAGCAUUCCUACAUCGAACAGGGCAAGAAGUGUCGCUACUGCGACGCCGUGUUCCACGAGCGCUACGCCCUCAUACAGCAUCAAAAGUCUCACAAGAACGAGAAGCGCUUCAAGUGUGACCAGUGUGAUUAUGCGUGCAGACAGGAGCGGCACAUGGUCAUGCAUAAACGGACCCAUACUGGAGAAAAGCCUUAUGCCUGUAGCCAUUGUGAUAAAACCUUCCGUCAGAAACAGCUCCUUGAUAUGCACUUCAAACGAUACCACGAUCCCAACUUUGUCCCUGCUGCCUUUGUCUGUUCCAAGUGUGGUAAAACAUUCACUCGCAGGAACACAAUGGCCAGACAUGCUGAUAACUGUUCUGGCCUAGAUGGUGGAGAAGGAGAGAAUGGAGGAGAGACAAAGAAGGGCAAACGUGGCCGAAAGAGGAAGAUGCGCUCUAAGAAAGAGGAUUCCUCUGAUAGUGAGGAAAAUGCUGAGCCAGAUUUGGAUGAUAAUGAAGAUGAGGAGGAGACAGCAGUAGAAAUUGAGGCUGAACCAGAAGUUGAGCCAGAGGCUCCUGCACCACCUCCCAGUAAGAAGAGGAGAGGGAGGCCACCAGGCAAAGCUGCCACCCAAACAAAACAAUCCCAGCCUGCAGCAAUCAUUCAGGUUGAAGACCAGAACACUGGUGAAAUCGAAAACAUUAUAGUUGAAGUAAAGAAAGAACCUGAUGCAGAAACAGUAGAGGAAGAGGAGGAAGCUCAGCCUGCUGUAGUGGAAGCUCCAAAUGGAGACCUCACUCCUGAGAUGAUUCUCAGCAUGAUGGACCGGUGAUGGAGGAGGACCACGCCGGAUGACUGAACUGGCCUGGGCUGUGUUUAAGCGGCUCAAAUCUAUUUUCCUUUUACCUUUUUUCUUGGCUUUGGGAAAUGCAUCAUUUUAGACCAUUUUACCAAACAUACUGGGAAAUAAAACUUCAAAAUGAUGUUAGAAUGUGAUUUAACUAGAACUUGCUGUUUUAUGUUAGCAU
Molecule: messenger RNA, 2395 nt
Organism: Meleagris gallopavo (turkey)
Lineage: Eukaryota; Metazoa; Chordata; Aves; Galliformes; Phasianidae
Source: RefSeq, a predicted model, not a curated record